Messenger RNA from Gadus chalcogrammus (walleye pollock), 5399 nucleotides. It is a transcript of the gene hfm1, whose product is annotated as helicase for meiosis 1. NCBI's taxonomy places the organism in Eukaryota, Metazoa, Chordata, Actinopteri, Gadiformes, Gadidae. The transcript is spliced from 40 exons. Gene Ontology annotation, molecular function: ATP binding; nucleic acid binding. The record is from RefSeq and is a predicted model, not a curated record. The coding region runs from base 203 to 5062 and encodes 1619 amino acids.
ACAUGUUUCCAUACAUUUAAUAAUACACACAGAACACAUUAGGGCCAAAUGACAAAGUUCCCAUUGUCAAUCAAACCGGCUCUUGAAACAGCCUUGAAAAACCCUUCUAGACACAUUACCAUAUCCCCUUUGUGGUUUCAUUUUGUUACAGGUCUUUGUUGCCUGGAUAUCAGAUGUGAUUACGCCUGCGUAGUCCAUUAAAAUGUUGGACUCCAAUGACACCUUCUUUUCCUUGGACAAUCUCUUCUUUGAAGGGCCUGUCGUCCACAAAGUGAAGCCAAUGUGCCAAGGGGCCAGUUCAUGGAGGUUGGAUGCUCCUCCAUCCACCUCUCAGAUCCCAUGCACCCAGGACAUCCAGAAAGAGGCAGAGACUCUCUCGUCCUUAUGCAAUGUCUUGGGGCCCUUCCCAUCCAAAUUCAUCAGUUCUCACGGCCUACAAAACCAUCAGGGAGAUACAGGGAAUAAUCAGGGGAACAAGGGCGGGGCUGACUGUUUUUGGGGAGGCCAGGGUUACUUCAGCCACUCUGAGGGACGUGGAGAUGAAACACCUCUGGACAAUGGCCAUGCAGCCGCUAACCGAAGGGCUUUGUAUGAAGAAUUUGGAGAAAGCACACCUCAACGAAGAAGUUUAUUUAAACCCUCCAGGGGUCAGGUGUUGCACGGCCAAAUCGACCCCUCCAACACUGAUGACCCCGGCAGCUGUACGAGCAGCCGCAUCAGCAGUCAGACAACAUCUAGGCCUCAAACUUUCCCCCCUUCGGUUGCCUUGGAGACCGAGCUGCCUCCUCCUUGUCAUCAGCCUCAUCCCCCGGCGACUGCUCUCCAGUUGGCACCCCCUUUCUGCUCAGAGCCCCCCUUCUUCUCCCGCCCCUGUCUGGGCUUGUCUGCAGCACGUGCAAGCCGACCCCCCCCCCAGCCGGCGGUGGGGGAGAUGCAGAGCAUGGGCACAAAGAGAGCACACGUCCCCCCCAUGACUCCCCAGCCCCUCUACAUACAAGGCUCAGCUGCGAAGGGUGUAUUGCGGCCUGUCUCCGAAAUUUCAGCAAAGUUUAGAUCUGUUUUCAAGGAGUUCCCGUAUUUCAACCAUGUUCAGUCGAAAGCUAUGGAUGAUGUUCUUUACACAGGUAAGAACUUUGUGGCGUGUGCCCCUACUGGAUCUGGGAAAACGGUGCUGUUUGAGCUCGCAAUAAUCCAUCUUCUGAUGGAGAGCUCUGAGCCUUGGAAGGAUGUCAAGGCUGUCUACAUGGCUCCAAUCAAAGCUCUGUGCAGCCAGCGCUUUGAGGACUGGAAGCAGAAGUUUGGCCCGUUAGGGCUGACCUGCAUGGAGCUGACCGGAGACACAGAGAUUGAUGACUUCUUUGAGAUCCAAGAUGCCCACAUCAUCAUGACGACACCUGAGAAGUGGGACAGUAUGAGCAGGAGAUGGAGAGACAACUGUCUUCUGCAGCUCAUCAGACUCUUCCUCAUCGACGAGGUGCACGUGGUGAAGGACGUGACCCGCGGGCCCACGCUGGAGGUGGUGGUGAGCAGGAUGAAGGCGGUGCACGCUCACCGGCCGGGAGGGCGCCCACAGCCAGACCUGUCCGUCAGGCUGGUGGCCGUGUCAGCAACCAUACCCAACAUCUCUGAUAUGGCUGAGUGGCUGUGUAACGAGAGCGGCCCGGCCUCCUACCUGGACAUGGACGAGAGCUACCGGCCGGUGGAGCUCAGGAAGGUGGUGCUGGGCUUCCCCUGCAGCCCCAACCAGAACGACUUCAAGUUUGACCUGUCACUCAACUACAAGAUGGCCAACAUCAUACAGACCUACUCGGACCAGAAGCCUGCUUUAGUGUUCUGCUCCACCAGGAAAGGAGUCCAGCAGUCUGCAACGGUGCUAGCCAAGGAUGCCAGAUUCAUAAUGAGCAUUGAACACAAGCAGAGACUGAUGAAACAUGCAAACUCCAUCUUGGAUUCCAAACUGAGAGACCUGAUGAUGCUUGGUGUGGGGUACCACCACGCUGGAGUGGAUGUUUCAGACAGGAAGAUGGUGGAGGAGGCCUUCACCCGGGGAGACCUGCCUGUUCUCUUCACAACCAGCACGCUGGCCAUGGGUGUGAACCUGCCGGCCCACCUGGUGGUGGUCAAGUCCACCAUGCACUAUGUGUCAGGCUCCUGUGAGGAGUACAGUGAGGCUGACAUGCUGCAGAUGAUUGGACGAGCUGGGAGGCCACAGUUUGACACGUCAGCGACUGCAGUGAUCAUGACCAAGAGCCAUACCAAAGACAAGUACAUGAGGCUGAUGAACGGGGUGGAGAUCAUUGAAAGCAGCCUUCACGGCCACCUGGUGGAACACCUGAAUGCAGAGAUCGUCCUGCAGACCAUCAGUGACGUCAGCAUGGCCCUGGACUGGAUCCGCUCCACCUUCCUGUACAUCCGGGCCCUCAGGAACCCCCAGCACUACGGGUUCUCACCCGACCUGGAUCGGAAUGGAAUUGAAGCGAAACUGCAAGAGCUGUGUCUGAAAAACCUCCAGUCCCUGUCCUCCAUUGGUCUGAUCAGCAUGGACGAGGACGUCAACAUCAAGCCCACAGAGGCUGGCCGGUUGAUGGCCAAGUACUGCCUGGCGUUUGACACCAUGAAGCAGUUUAACGGCGUGAAUGGCCACGAGACGCUGGCUGAGAUGGUGGAGCUGGUGUCAAAGAGCAGAGAGUUCAGCGACGUCCAGCUGAGAGUGAGCGAGAAGAGAACCCUGAACACGCUGAACAAGGAUAAGAACCGUGUCACCAUCAGGUUUCCUUUGGACGGGAAAAUACGAACCAAUGAGAUGAAAGUGAAUUGUUUGAUUCAGGCCCAGCUGGGCUCAAUCCCAAUACAAGAGUUUGGACUUUCACAAGAUACAGCCAAGAUCUUCAGAAACGGAACACGCAUCAGCAAAUGCCUGUCAGAGUUCCUGAUGCAGCGCUCGAAGCUAGGGCUCUCUGCUCAGCUGAGCUCCCUGAUGCUGGCCAAGUGUUUCAGGGCCAAACUGUGGGAGGACUCCCCCUACGUUUCCAAACAGCUGGAGAAAAUAGGUCUCACCCUGUCCACUGCCAUGGUGAACGCUGGAUUGACCACCUUCAGCAGAAUAGAGCACACCCAUCCCAGAGAGCUGGAGCUGAUUGUGAACAGACAUCCUCCAUUCGGAAACCAAAUCAAAGAAUCUGUGGUGAACCUCCCCAAGUAUGAAGUGAGCUUGGAGCAGCUCCCGAGGUACAGCUGUGCCACGGCGGAGAUGGUGGUGACGGUGAAAAUGAAGAACCUGGAGCAGCUUCUGUCCAGGAAGACGGCCCCGGAUCGCCAGCACCACUUCACCCUGAUCAUGGGAGACUCGGACAACAGAGUGGUCUUCCUGCAGAGACUCACGGACUCUGUGCUGCUGAAGUCUGGUAGCUGGUCCAAGAAGGUGGAGGUGGUGCGGUGCUCCAAGGGAGAGGAGAUCAGCGUUAAUCUGAUAAGCUCUCAAUACGUGGGGCUGGACAUCCAGCAGAAGUUCAAUGCCUUCUACUCUGGGCCCAGGAGGUUUGAGGCGGGUUCGGUCAACCCUGCUCACCAUACCCAGUGGGAGAUCCAGAAGAUGCCUUACAACCCCAACAUUAAAGAGAAGAGCAAGCCUUCUGCUGUGAAAGAACAAUCCUCAUCACAGGCAGUGGUGCAAUACAAUACCGCAUGUAAUACGGGCAAGGAUGCAUGUGAUCUUGCACAAAAUCCGCCUAAGAGACAGUGCAACCACUUCUGUAAGAACAAGGACGUUUGUGGCCAUGAAUGCUGUAAAGUAGGCGUUCCAGUAGCACAGAAGCGGCAGCCGAACCAGGAUCCUACCUUCUCCUCCCACCUCAGAGACCUGAGGAGCCGCUGUGACACGCUCACAGAGACCCCGGUCAAGAGGCUCAGGAUGAAGAUCAGUGGGGAAUCCAUGUCUGCGAGCAUGCAGCAGUUCUCCUACAAACCCAAAGAGACGAUGCCUGCUCUACCUACGUCAACUAUUCAACCUCUCAGACCCUGGACGUACUCGGCGGAUCCCUACGAAGCUCAGUCUGACGUUGUUGAUCUGACGAGAGACGGCGAUGUCACCGGUCUAGAGGAGCCUGACUAUGAGUACCUUGACCACCUGGAGGACAUCUAUGAGAUGAUGGGAGAGGAGAUGCCUCCCUCUAGUCCUCCUCUCCAAACCACUGGUCCAUUUAGUCAUCAGCUACCAACGCGCGUGUGUGCCAAUCCAGGUGCAUCAGUGACAAGACAAUCAGCUUCCCAUGCAGAUGCCAGUUUCCUCCCGGGGCCAUAUGCGGAGACAGCACACCCGUCUCCCUCCACCACCUCGGUGGAACCGGGUUCAUGUCCGGCGCCGCGUCCCGCUGCGGAUAGCAGCUACGCAUCCGCUCCACAGGCCCUGACCAACGUCAACUUUGACCUUGGAAACGAGUGGGAUGACUGGGAUGAGUUGGAUGACGUUGGCGAGGCAGACUUGCUAGUGCAUGGCCCAGAGAGCUCCCAGUCCACCCGCCGUCCACAAGAGGUCCAGGCUAGCCCCCGGCCCCCCAUUGGCUACAACUCCCUGAGAGUUGGACUCCAUUCUGGACCUGCCCCGACACCAGCCCCCCCCCGGGGCCCUGGUCCGACGCAGCCCGACUCGGUCUUCACCAGGCCCAACACACCUCUAAGUUACCACGCAUUGCCCACCUCACGUCAAAGGUCUUUGAAGCAGUGUCUUUGGCUGGUCGAGUUUGACGGUAACGGUGGUUGUGAUGGCUGUAGGUCCGUCUCCUCCAUGCCUGUGGUCAGAGCAGUAGGCUCCUCUGCUAUGGCCGGACCCUCCAACAGAAGUGCAACUGCAUGGAAUGAAAAGAGAGAGCAUGUAUUGUGUGAUACGUUGACUGUGCAGAACCCAGAAGUCUUCAUGGAGCAGAAGAAGACUUGUGUUGGACCUCGCUCUGGACAGUUUGAUUUCUUCUCAGAGAGGAACAGCGAGCCAGAGAGUACUGUCUGCAACAACAGAUAUACCAAGGAGGAAGAGGCUUUCGUGGGCAUAUUUGAUGGAAUUUUCUAGUCAUGACCUGAUUUUUCAAACUAGAACGCUAUGUCACAAGUGCUUUCUGCAUGUUUUGACAUGCAUAUAGAAAUCCAACAAAAGUGACUUGACAUUUACAUUCAUUUUCCCCCACUGUUCCUGUUUAUAUAAGAAUACAUUGUUUUUAUUUGGAUAUUUGUAUUCCUAUUGACUGUAUGUGUAGCCUUUUUUACGUUGUUGUUCGUAUGUUCAGAUUGACCGAUAAUUAUAUUCUCUUUAUUAAAACUAUAUUUAUAAUGAUGUUUGGGGGUUGAAUUUGUGCAUCCCUUCUCCCUGAUUCCGGUUUCCGAGUUCAUUCUUCCGCCAAGAGACUUCG